AAACAAUGGCCGAACACAGUGCGAGCAUCGUAUCGAUCUGAGUGGUUUCAGGUUUUCUUUUGCGGUAAAAUGUGACAGAUCUGAUUGGAUAUCAAAAUGUGGAUACCGACUAAAAAUAAAAAAUACGGCGUCGCCAUUUACAAUUGGAAAGGCGACGUACGUUUCGGCUUGAGUCUGGAGAUCGGGGACACCGUUCAAAUUUUAGAGGAAUGCUCCGGAUGGUAUCGCGGUUUCUCCACAAAAAACCGCGCCGCAAAGGGCAUUUUUCCCCAGAAUUAUGUGCACCUUAAACCUUGCAAAGUUGAGAACGAAGGACUGUUUGAGAGCGUCGUUCCUGUUGAGGAUCCUGUCGUGCGGGAAGUCACCCUGGUUUUGAGGGAGUGGGGCUAUAUUUGGAAGACUAUUUUUGUGGAGAGAAAUACUUACAAAUUUGAAACUGUGGGGAAAGUUAUGAGGGAUUUGUUGGAAUGGAGAAGGCAAUUGGUGUCAGGAACAUUGACCACAGAUCAAACCAAAGAGCUGAAACUCCAGAUAAUCAAGAAAAUUGAUUGGGGCAAUCGAAAAUUGGGUUUGGACUUGGUGCCGCGAAUCGGUUCCCAAAUGGUGGAACCCGAUUCGAUGUCCAUCGUCGAACUCUACCAUGUCCACGUGGCCAGUGCGGAAAACACUCACAGCUUUUCAGCACGCGGCACAAUGAAAAAGAAGGAGACGAAAAAAAUGCUCACGCACCACCUGUACUUCUGUAUGCGCGAUUUCGGCCACCACGUCGGCGAAGAUACCGAAAUCUAUUUCUCACUUUACGACUCCUCCAAGCAAAGAUACAUAACGGAACGUUUCCUAGUCAAAAUCUCCAAAGAAGGCUUCUCCAACUACCUGGACAAGCUGCACAGUAACUGUACGGUGUUCACUGAUCUGGGCAAUUCAGAUUUGAAUAAGGAUAUUUACUUGGUGGCUCACGUGAUGCGUAUCGGCAAGAUGCUCUAUUCGGACACGUCGAAAAAGACUGACAAGAAUCAGAUCCAGCAGCAGGUGUUCAAACGGCCUCAUUGCGUUGCGGUGCAACAUUUGGGGGAGUUUUUCACGUUGAAGGAAGGCAAGGAUGAUUCGGAGGAGAAGGAGUUCAAUCUUAAAGUUUACCAGACUGAAGAAAAAGACUUCCAUCAAUUGCACGAGUUUAUUAUCAGACAAUCGGGGAAGUACAACGCACUUUCCGCCCACAAUUACGGUAUUAUGGUAUCGUUGAAGAUGUUGCAUGGAGAUUUGGCUAAUUUACAAGAAGAUAAUUCUCCUUUGUCGUCGAAAAAUAUUAGGUUUACCAAAAAGCUAGGUUUUCCAGAUGUGAUAAUGCCAGGUGAUGUUCGAAAUGAUCUCUACUUGAUUUUGGACAAAGGCGAAUUUGAAAGAGGUGGUAAAUCCACGGGCAAAAACAUAGAGCUCACAAUCGUUAUAAUUGACAGUGAGAAAAACAUUGUCAAGAAUUGUUUAUGGGGUGCUUCUAGUACUGACGGCUCUUCCGAAUAUAAUUCCAUGGUGAUCUACCAUCACAACUCUCCCGUUUGGUCUGAAAACGUCAGACUGACCCUUCCUACAGAUAAAUUUGCUGGAGCACACGUGCGACUCGAAUACAGGCAUUGUUCAACAAGAGAAAAGAAUGAUAAAAAGCUCUUCGGUUUCUCCUUCAUCCGACUGAUGAACAAAGAAGGAGCAGCAGUUCAAGACGGUCAACAUGAGCUUUAUAUUUACAAAUGCGAGGACAGUCAAAAGUUAAGCAACUGCGGAUACUUAUCUUUGCCCACACAUGCUAAGGAUUUGGAAGGAAACCACGAGUCGAGUGGACAAUUCUCAAGAAGUCAUAAAGAAGCUGUGAUUGUUCGAACUCUACUUUGUUCCACAAAAUUAACUCAAAAUGCUGAUCUAUUGGCCCUGCUGAGAUGGAAGUCUCAUCCGGAAAGGAUUGCUGAGUCUCUACAGAAGGUAUUACGAUUGGGCGCCGAAGAAUUAAUCAAAUUCCUGCAGGAUGUUUUGGACGCAUUAUUCGCGUUGUUUUCCACAGAAGAUGGAAAUUCAACCACACACAGUGGAUUAGUUUUCCACGUUUUAGUCUCCAUAUUCAAUCUUUUGGACGGCUCCAAAUACCAACAUUUCAAACCUGUUUUGGAUGCUUACAUUAAAAAUCAUUUUGCAGCUGCUUUGGUCUACAAGGGUCUACUAACGAGUGUUCAGCAUUGCGCCGACUACGUCUUACAGUUCGAGAAACAAGAACCAAUAGAAAAGUGCUUCAAGAGUCUCGAGUACAUCUUUAAGCUGAUCAUUCAGAGUAGACUGUUGUUUUCUAAAGCGACAGGCGGACAUUUCGAAGACAGCUUCCGCAGGGAUCUGUAUAGCGUCUUCUCCUCCCUUAACCGUAUGCUCAAACUCAACCACACUCAAAUCAUCAAUACGCAAGUUGCGUUGUUACUUUCCGUUAGUGCCGUUUAUGAACAAUUAACUGAAGUGCUUCCCACUAUUGAGAUAACAAAAUUGGCAGCUUCGAUGUUGGAUCAGCUACCGAAAGAUUUGGCUGCUCUACUUGUGCAAUCUAAACUAUCCUGUAUUAAAAAUUUGGUCAACACCAGACUCUUUCAGGAUGAUGAAUCAAGAAUAAUACUUCUAGAAACUAGUUGUAAACACUUACAUUAUCAUUUGAUGCGACGAGAUGAAUUGAAGUUGUGCACUGAGAUUUUGGGCGACAUUCUAUCCUUCCUGUUUAAAGAACGUAAAGGAAGCGGUGAAAUCGGAAAAAUAAACAACUGCAUCCAUCAUGAUGUUGAUACAGUUUGUCGAACUAUUUUGGAAAUCUUGGUCCAGACUAUUUUGACGGUUAUCGAUAAAGAAGUGAAAGUCAUGGGAUGUUUGGUGGCUUGUUUAAUAGGAAUCCUGCAACUUCUCGACGAGUUUCAUUACAAAAGACUGUGGGAACUUUUGUCAGGAGUACACGGGGACAGAAAACCACUAAAAGAUCUUUUGAUGAGGGUGUUUUUGGUAUUCAGGAAUUUGGUGAGGAUGGAAGUGUUUUCAUCUGAUUGGCUUGUCAUAAAAAUGCUGACAAACAAUGUGAUGCUCAAGGCCAUGCAAGAGUUUGCUCAACCUCUUGCGUUUAAAUUUUUGGAUAGUCGUGCUGGAUAUUUUGAUAAAGAGUUGUGGACUAGUUACUUUAAUUUGGCUGUGAAUUAUUUGACUCAACCAUCACUGCAACUGGAGCAGUUUUCUGAAGUAAAACGCGAGAAAAUCAUCGAGAAGUAUGGUGAUAUGAGAGUGUUGAUGGGCUUCCAAAUAUUAUCGAUGUGGUCACAGCUCGGUGAUUGUAAAAUUCACUUUGUACCAUCCAUGGUAGGUCCGUUUUUGGAAGUGACUCUGGUACCGGAAAUUGAACUCAGAAAAGCCACAUUCCACAUUUUCUUUGACAUGAUGGAAUGUGAGCAAAGAGCCAGAGGCAAUUUUAAGCAAGUCGAAAGUGAACUUAUUGAUAAAUUGGACAUUCUAAUUUCCGAAAAUAAAGGAGACGAUGAAUAUAGGAGAUUAUUCAACACCAUGGAACAUUUAAGUGGAGUGCUUUUGGAACGUGUUCAAACGGAAGAUCCAGCUUGGAAAGAAAGUGGAGCAGCGUUUAUAAGUUCAGUUACGCGGUUACUGGAAAGACUUUUAGAUUACCGAAGUGUUAUUCAAGGUGAUGAAAAUCGGGAUAAGAGGAUGUCAUGUACUUUCAAUCUUUUGAAUUUCUACAAGAACGAGUUUAAUAGAAAAGAAAUGUAUCUCAGGUACAUUUACAAACUGCAUGAUUUACACCUUUCGGCAGAAAAUUACAGUGAAGCUGCUUUCACUAUGAAACUAUAUGCUGAUCAACUUUCUUGGAGUACAACAACUCUUGUUUCCGACCCUCAUUAUCCCAACUGCACUGAAUUUCAAGUUAAAGAAAUCCUUUACAGACAAAUAAUCACCAAUUUUGACAAAGGAAAGUGUUGGGAAAAGGGAAUUCCUCUGUUGAAAGAAUUAGCUCAUCAAUACGAAACUGUGUCUUUUAAUUAUAAAGGAUUGAGUGAUAUUUUGAAAAAUCAAGCCAAAUUCUACGAUAACAUUCUAACUCAACUCCGUCCUGAACCUGAAUACUUUAGAGUCGGUUUCUAUGGUCUUAGCUGUCCCCUUUUCGUUAGAAAUAAGCAAUUUGUGUAUCGUGGACUGGAAUAUGAGAAAAUGAGUGCAUUCACCCAAAGAUUACAAACCGAGUUUCCAGUAGCUCAGAUCUUGACAAAAAAUACACCUCCAGAUGACAGCAUAGUCAAUUCUGAAGCUCAAUACAUCCAAAUCAGUAAUGUCAAACCCAUCCCAGAACAAACUCCAAUCACAAUGGCAACUGACAUUCCAGACAAAAUUUCUAGGUUUUAUCAUUAUAACGACGUCAAGAAGUUCUAUUGCGACAGACCUGUUCAUAAAGGAAUUGUUGACAAAGAAAACGAAAUCAAAACUUUAUGGAUAGAACGUACUGUGAUGGAAAUCGCAAACCCUCUACCAGGGAUCCUGCGCUGGUUCGAAGUGAUUAGUCGCCAGGUGGAAGAGAUCUCUCCCGUGCAGUAUGCUUGCGAAACAAUGCAAAACGUCGAAAAGGAACUGCGACAGUUGAUCGCCGCCUACACGGCUGACCCUAAAAGAAACUUGAAUCCCUUCACGAUGCGUCUGCAGGGGAUCAUAGACGCUAAUGUCCAAGGUGGAAUCAGCAAAUAUCAGCAAGCCUUUUUCACCAAUGAAUUUGCUAAGUUGUAUCCAGAGCACAUUGUAUACGCUGGGAUGUUGAAGGAAUUGAUUUUGAACGCUACUGGGGUGAUUGAGGAAGGCCUGAUUUUGCAUGGAAAAUUGGCGAAUGCGGGCAUUUUGCCUUUGCACCACAGAUUGAUGGAACGUUUCGGACAACUGUGCGAAAGUUUGGGCUCUUUGAAACACGCUAACAGUAUUGUACACACUCCAUUGCCUCCAGUACCAACAGCAAAGAGUUUGAAAGAAAAUGGAAGUAACAGAUCUUCAGGUUCUAGUGGAAAUUACGGUCAUCUGGCAGAUCACCAUUCUGACUACGAUAACAUCCAUACAAAAUCGGAGGAGAGGAUGAUUUUGGAUCGUCAAAAUCUGACUUUACCGAUGGUUUCAAGUACAACUGCGCCACCAAUCCCUCAGAGAGAAUCAAAUCGACCGCGUUCUCAAGGCUUCAACAACACCAGUUUCACCGACAUCCGAACUCCUACUAGAACAUCUCUAGAUUACAAUACAUCUAGUCUACCAACCAUGAAAUCUAGAGAACCUGAUAUCUGCGACAUACCCCUUCCACCGAAACCUGGUCACACCAGGGAAAGAUCUUUAACAAAACCACCAUCACCCAGACUUUUAAGACAUGCCAUGUCUAUGACUCCAACUGAUGGUUCUAUCCCUCUUAGAAACUCUUGGUCCGAUUCUGGAACAGAAGAAGCUCCACCUUUACCUCCAAGAUCACACACCCCUGAUAAACGAUUGUCGAACAGUGAGGCGCCGCCGUGCGUCCCAAAACGCACCCAGAAAAAGUCAACGCCUUCAAUGUGUAGCAUGGACUUCACUCCAGAAGACAUGCAAGAAAACGCUUUUGUUCAAGCAGCGGCGACAACCACUGAGGACAAUUCAGACCUGCGUGACUCAGGUAUAAGUAUGACGGAAGUGAACACGAAUCUGAACAAUUUCAACAACUCGUGCUACGAAGAGUUCGAGCUGCGCGGCCACCAAGAAAUGAACAUCAAUUCGAGCCCGAGCGAGGCGUUGCAGGAAAGUCCACCGCCGAUUCCGCCGAAAUGCGCCCAACUGGCGCACACCGACGAUGCGACCAAUUCGUUAGAGAGGCGCCACCUGUCGCCGCCCGAGGCGUACGCGCAUCCACCUAAUUUGCUCGUCAGAAAUGAUGUCGGCCAAGAUGUGGUUGACGAGUGAGGUUUUUAGUAUUAACGUGGUUGUGUCGGAAGUAUGAUUUUUAACUAGUCCGAGUUUUUUCCUCGUUUAUUCGUUACGUUUUUAACCAUUCCCGUUUUAAUUCCAUUUACAACCGAUACAGGAUAGUUUUUUAAGAAAAUUGUAUACAUGAACUAAUAUAUUUUCGUAUUAAUAUAACAUAAAGGCUUACGAUGUACAGAUAGUUGUAGAAAAGUGGGACAAUAGGGAGAGGUACACGAGUUUCUCACCUGAUCUUUUUUCUAUUACAGGUAAACUGAGCAACGAAAUGUUUUAUUUAUUUUUAACGUGAUCUUCCUUAAUAUACAAAUAAAACGCAACUGUGUCAAAUUUUCACUGAUAUAUAAGUAUUAAAUACUAAGUAUAAAUGGUACCUCCUCCUUAUUGUUGCAAAAUACUAAUUGUAUGUGUAUGCAUGUACUUAUAAAUUUAAGGCAUCGUCAUAAAACUACAUCGACCACUAUAAACUCCAUUAAGAUACAAAAAACGACCAUGUAUUAUAUUUUCCUUUGAUAUUAAUUGUAAUGUAAUUUAUUUCCUGAGAUUAUUUUUAAUAAGCCAAAACCAAAAAUAUACUAUAACGCAAUAACAAGAUUUCUUAUUGUUAGUAUUUAUUUAUUCUGUGUAGUCAUUGUAAAACUUGAAUAAAGGCAUUAUUUUAACAAA
This is a messenger RNA of Aethina tumida (small hive beetle), 6663 nucleotides long. RefSeq names its product dedicator of cytokinesis protein 3 (gene spg). Gene Ontology annotation, cellular component: plasma membrane; cytoplasm. Gene Ontology annotation, molecular function: guanyl-nucleotide exchange factor activity; small GTPase binding. Gene Ontology annotation, biological process: small GTPase-mediated signal transduction. NCBI's taxonomy places the organism in Eukaryota, Metazoa, Arthropoda, Insecta, Coleoptera, Nitidulidae. The record is from RefSeq and is a predicted model, not a curated record. The transcript has 25 exons. The coding region runs from base 97 to 5979 and encodes 1960 amino acids.